Messenger RNA from Darwinula stevensoni, 912 nucleotides. The record is from the annotation of a GenBank genome assembly. NCBI's taxonomy places the organism in Eukaryota, Metazoa, Arthropoda, Ostracoda, Podocopida, Darwinulidae.
AUGGAAGCCGAAGUGGAGUGGCUGGAGACCAUAUCGGGUUCUGCAUCCGGUUCACCGUUCGGACCUGCAAGUCCUGGCAUGCUCACGUCUUUCACGGCAGGAGCAUUAGCCGGACUGGCAGUGGACAUCACACUUUUCCCCCUCGACACUGUGAAGACUCGCCUUCAGAGUCAAGGCGGUUUCAGGGCUUCAGGGGGAUUUCGUGGCAUCUACGGAGGCAUCGGACCGGCUGCCCUGGUGGGUGGCACUCCUAUUCAAUUUCAAAUGAAUUGCAUCUUUUCAGCUGCCAUGUUCUUCUUAACUUAUGAAGGCACAAAAUCCUUGUUGCAUGGACAGCUUGGGCACAAAUGGACCCCUCUCACACACAUGCUCUCAGCUGCUACUGGAGAAGUAGUUGCGUGCAUAGUACGAGUGCCAGUCGAAGUGAUCAAACAGAGGAGACAGGCAAAGCAGCAUUCAACCAUGAUGGAUGCCGUCACGAAGGCCUACCGGCACGAAGGGGUCCGAGGGUUUUAUAGAGGGUAUGCGAGCACGGUGAUGCGGGAAAUCCCAUUUUCCAUCAUACAGUUUCCCCUUUGGGAGUGGAUGAAGGUCUCAUGGGCUGCAUUCUCACACAAGUCACAAGUGUCUUCAGCACAAUCCUCUGUCUGUGGAGCAGUUGCAGGAGGAAUAGCAGCUGCAGUGACGACCCCUUUGGAUGUGGUGAAGACAAGGAUCAUGUUGGCAGAAAGAGAAUCUGUGAUAGCAACAGGGAAGAUUAUCCCUACCCUAAGGACCAUCUAUGUUGAAAAGGGAAUCAGAGGACUGUUCAGUGGUAUAAUCCCAAGGACCUUGUGGAUCUCCCUUGGUGGUGCCAUUUUCCUUGGAGUGUAUGAGAAAGCAAAGGAGCUCAUUCAAAGGAAAAUUUCCUGA